Phalaenopsis equestris is the source of this 1498-nucleotide messenger RNA. Its product is annotated as actin-7-like. The record is from RefSeq and is a predicted model, not a curated record. Bases 119 to 1252 code for a protein of 377 amino acids. The transcript has 5 exons. Lineage: Eukaryota; Viridiplantae; Streptophyta; Magnoliopsida; Asparagales; Orchidaceae.
AUGAUGCUAUCCCACCUAACCCCUAAAUUUUCUUCCUCAUACUCCCUCCCGCCUGUGCGAGAGCUUCUCUGAAACCCUCGCCCUUCUCCCAGCUGCCACAAAAGGUUCAUCAUAAACUAUGGCUGAAGCUGAGGAUAUUCAGCCCCUUGUUGUUGAUAAUGGCACGGGCAUGGUGAAGGCUGGGUUUGCCGGAGAUGAUGCUCCCAGGGCUGUCUUCCCAAGUAUCGUUGGUCGACCACGGCAUACCGGUGUCAUGGUGGGAAUGGGUCAAAAGGAUGCCUAUGUUGGGGAUGAGGCGCAGUCGAAAAGGGGUAUUUUAACGCUAAAGUAUCCCAUUGAACAUGGUAUUGUCAGCAAUUGGGACGACAUGGAGAAAAUUUGGCACCAUACCUUCUACAACGAGCUUCGUGUUGCCCCGGAAGAACAUCCAGUUCUUCUCACAGAAGCCCCUCUUAACCCUAAGGCUAACAGAGAGAAGAUGACCCAAAUUAUGUUUGAAACCUUUAAUGUUCCAGCCAUGUAUGUUGCCAUUCAGGCCGUGCUUUCUCUUUAUGCUAGUGGUCGAACAACAGGUAUUGUGUUGGAUUCCGGUGAUGGUGUCAGCCACACAGUUCCCAUUUAUGAAGGCUAUGCUCUACCGCAUGCAAUUCUCAGGCUUGACCUCGCCGGUCGGGAUUUGACCGAUGCCCUCAUGAAAAUCCUCACAGAGAGGGGUUACUCAUUCACAACAACAGCCGAACGGGAAAUUGUCCGAGAUAUCAAGGAGAAACUCGCUUAUGUGGCCUUGGACUAUGAGCAGGAGCUCGAGACAGCGAAAAGUAGCUCCUCGAUCGAGAAAAGCUAUGAGCUUCCGGAUGGUCAAGUUAUCACCAUUGGCGCUGAGAGGUUCAGAUGUGCGGAGGUGCUUUUCCAGCCAUCUCUCAUCGGUAUGGAGGCUGCCGGUAUCCAUGAGACUACAUACAACUCGAUCAUGAAGUGUGAUGUUGAUAUCAGGAAGGAUUUGUAUGGAAACAUUGUGCUUAGCGGUGGUUCCACCAUGUUCCCUGGCAUUGCUGAUCGUAUGAGCAAGGAGAUCUCUGCUCUGGCACCAAGCAGCAUGAAAAUUAAAGUGGUAGCUCCGCCGGAAAGGAAGUAUAGCGUCUGGAUUGGAGGGUCUAUUUUGGCUUCUUUGAGCACAUUCCAGCAGAUGUGGAUAUCUAAGGCUGAAUAUGAUGAAUCUGGCCCGGCUAUCGUGCAUAGGAAGUGCUUCUAAAGUUUACUAAAUGGGUAUUUGGUACGGUAUUUAGAUAUUCCAUGGUAUUUGAUGCCUUGUGUGUGCAAGCUUGUUUUUGUUUUCCCUUUUUUUUUUUUCUUUCUUGUAUGAUGAUGUUUCCCUCUCUAUCAGAUAUUUUUCUAUAUAAUAUAUAUGGUUUGUAUGCGUAUGAUUUGUAGUUUGGAUUGGGCUGUUGUAGCAAAUUUAUGCAUUUUACACCAACUUUGUUAUUGUGCUUCUUCACAA